Molecule: messenger RNA, 2108 nt
Organism: Tribolium castaneum (red flour beetle)
Lineage: Eukaryota; Metazoa; Arthropoda; Insecta; Coleoptera; Tenebrionidae
Product: ubiquitin-specific protease
Exons: 8
Coding region: 141-2042 (633 amino acids)
Biological process (GO): protein deubiquitination; DNA damage response, signal transduction by p53 class mediator; regulation of autophagy
Cellular component (GO): nucleus; cytosol
Molecular function (GO): cysteine-type deubiquitinase activity
Source: RefSeq, a predicted model, not a curated record
UUCAGACAGUUGACAGAAUGGAACGUGAAAACUUAACCCCGUGUGUUUAAUACUUUUGUUAUUGCUCCUAAAAUGUUAACUUUCGAGUAGUUGCAGUGAAAUGAAUUUAUCACAAAUAUGAAAUAGCAGAUACCGCAAUCAUGGAUCCAUUCGAGGCACACAACAUUACAUUUCUGGAUCUCAGCGGGGUUGAUGAGCAAGAACGACAGGAGGUUUUGGAUUCUCUGUAUGCAGAGAAUGCCAAUGUGCAGCUGCCUUGGAGGGUUUCGGAACAUAAAGUCGUCCAAAAGACCGAUGUAAAAAAUCGGUUUGUUGCCACCGCCGCCGCCCACCACCACCAGGACAAAGCGGCCGUUGUGGCUUCCCACCCCCAGGUGUACCUCACCAAUCAAGUCGACUAUAAUGCCUACAUGCCGCCCCCUGACCCAUCACUAUAUCAUCAUCAUCCAUACUCGCAAUACGUGGUCUACUCCACCUAUCUGCCCCCAGUCGUCACCACCACCAUCCCCAUAACAUACACGCAAACCGCCCCCAAUGCUAACUACAUCACCGACGAUGAGUACAACCACCAGGCGUAUGUGCCGCCACCGGUCACCGCUCCCGAAGAAAAAAAAGAGGAGCCCGACGCUAAUUGUAAUAUUACAACAAAUGGAGAAACAACUCCAGGAAGAGCGAAUAAAUCGUGGGCUAGUUUGUUCAGUAAUUCGAAAAACUCGGGCGUUAUUAACGGGAAUGGAGUCAAUGAGAAGUCUUCAUCGAACGAGGCUGUGAAUAAACAAAACGUUGAUAAUAACAAUGAUGAAGAUCCGAUCAGGAAUCCCAGAAAGGCCAAGUUUAUCGAUCCGAACUGCUACAGAAUGGGCGAAUUUCUGUUGAAUUAUACCAUCGAUGGCAGAACUAUAAGUUUACAGCCACGUGGUUUGAUCAAUAAGAGCAACUAUUGCUACAUCAAUUCGAUUUUACAAGCACUUUUAGCCUGUCCUCCUGUUUACAAUUUAUUAGUAGGCUUAUCGGAACAAAACACUACGGCUCAGAAGGAGAAAGCCACGCCCAUCAUUGACGGAAUGUGCCGUUUCGUCAAGGAAUUCCAACAUUUGCCAGCCGGUCUGCGUGUGAAUCGGCGAAACGACAAAAACCAGAAAAAGGAACAAGGUUUAAUGAUCGAUUACGACCUGCCAUUUGAACCUUCUUGGAUUUACAAAAUGUUGAACGGUGUUAGAAGCGAUUUGUUCUUGGUGGAGGGCCGUCAGGAAGACGCUGAAGAGUUUCUGGGUUGUUUAUUAAACGGACUGAACGACGAAAUGCUUGAACUAAUGAAAUUGGUGAAAAGCGAUCUUACGAUCAAUAAAUUCGAGUCGAAACCAAGCGAUCAAGACACAGACAAAGAGUGGCAGGUUAUGGGACCAAAAAACAAGGGUAGCAUAACGCGACAAAUGGAAUUCGUCAAGACACCAAUUAGUAAUAUUUUCGGUGGCUUCCUCAAGUCGAGGAUUCACAGGACUGGGGAUCAUUCCACUUACAACAUACAACCGUUUUUUACCCUGCAAUUAAAUAUCGAGAAAGUCAAAACUGUGCGUGAGGCACUCGAGGCUCUUGUUACGAAAAAUCAGCUGGAGGGCGUCACCAAUGAGAAGACCAACGAGGAGGUGGAGGCAUGGCAACAAGUCACUUUGGAAGAACUUCCAGUUAUUUUAAUUCUGCAUUUAAAGUGCUUUGAUUUUAAGCUAGAUGGAUGUACAAAAAUUGUCAAAGCUUUGGAGUUUCCUAUCGAUUUGAAGAUUGAUUCAAAACUGUUAUCUUCCAAGCCAAUGUCGCCAAAAGAGAAACAGUAUAAGUUAUUUGCCGUCGUGUAUCAUGAUGGGAAAGAGGCAACAAAGGGUCAUUACAUUACGGAUGCCUUUCAUGUCGGCUACAGCAGUUGGAUACGAUAUGAUGACGCAUCGGUCAAGUCAGUUCAAGAAGACUACGUUUUGAAGCCACAAGGAACUAGAGUUCCCUAUUUGUUAUUUUACCGUCGUAGUGAUACCAUUAGAAGCAAAUAAAUAUACAUUUGGCCUAUUAAUAAUUGUUAAUAAGUAAACUUAUUUUAAUAAAUUAACUUUAUACAA